AUUAGCUUCCGCGGCCAUACACACGCGCACGCUCCGUUAACUACGACAAAACAAAAUUCAAUUAAAAUCCCAUUUCACAAUCUGAUACGAACCCGAGGAAUGCGAACGGUUCAUAUAAAAUGUAUAUUUUUGUGUACAUUAUUACAUACUUGAUACUAGUGAGUGCGGAUGUUGAUAAAACAAUUGUAAGCAGUGAAGAGAAAUUGGACACACAACAGGGUGUGAUACGAAAAUUUGACGAAUCGAUGCCAAGAAGAUUUUUAGAUGAUCUAAAUGAUUACGAGUUUCAUAUAUCUCACUUGAAAGAUGUAGAAUUGGACGGUGGAAAGGGGCAAUGUAAAGAAACAUUUGCGGAUAAAGUGAAAAGGUAUAAAAAGAUGCUGGCCAAUGAUGCGUCUCGGAUCCAAUUUGUGUCUGCUGACGAGAUCCCCGUGGACGAAAAAGAUUUGAUUCCUGAAAAAUGUGAACCCACAGUUAAUGCAACAAUAGUUAAUGCUAAUACUACGCUAGCCACGGUCAUAGAUAAUAAAACAAUUGAGUCAGAUGAAGUUAAACUGAAACUCGAUGUUACAACAAAGGAUAAUUUAGAAAUAGUGAAUGCAGCUACCACACCUAAAGUUAAGCACAAAAAGAAAAAGGACGUGAAGGGACGUCGAGCCAGCGAGUAUCUCUUCAGUUCGGUGGAGUACUACGACGAAGUGCCGGACUUCGCGGACACCAUAUGUCCGGACGUGGUGGACAUCGUGAAGCUGCAGAUCGACCCGCUGAAGCCGUAUGACGUGGAGUGCGAGCUCAUGCUGGAGUGGCAUAGUUUGACAUAGAUUUUUUAUU
This is a messenger RNA of Plodia interpunctella (Indianmeal moth), 831 nucleotides long. RefSeq lists its product as uncharacterized. Bases 120 to 821 code for a protein of 233 amino acids. NCBI's taxonomy places the organism in Eukaryota, Metazoa, Arthropoda, Insecta, Lepidoptera, Pyralidae. The record is from RefSeq and is a predicted model, not a curated record. The transcript is spliced from 2 exons.